GGCUACAGAAUAUUUUUCAGUGGACUGUUUAAUGAUGAUUUUUCAGUACUGAGACUAUACAGUGUCAGGUGAUAUGAUGAAGGAUGAAUAAUGAAAUGGAAAUGAUUUGGAAAGGAGUGGUCAGGGCCUAACACAGGCACUAUCCUAACAUUUAAUGGGAGGACUGAAGAAAACCACGAAAAUCGUUAGUCAGGAUACCAGGUUCCCAAACCAAGAUUCGAACUGAGCAUCUCCUGAAGACAAGUCUUAAUGUGUUAUCUCCAAACCAUCUUGUUUAGUGCCACUGCAGAAGUUCAAAUUUCAUACUGGGUACACACACAUGCAUACAUGUGUGCAUGUGCAAAAACUCAAACCGAAUUCAUCUGAAAUAAAAAGCAGGAAUGCUAACAACUUCAUCAAUUUAUUUUAAUUAAAUAAAUGGACUUACAAAUUACUGAGUAAGUUCAGCAGAGUGAUAAGGAAUUAGUCUGUGACUGUUUGGUCUGAAUGGUGAUGGGGAAUUGGCUAUCUGGAGACCGAAGUUCAUUAUGUUGCCUAUCAUCCUCCUUGGUGUAAUCGCCAGGUUGACGGUAGUUUCUGCUGACUGUGACAUCGGUAAAUUGAAUCUCAACCAAACAGACUGGACUAAUUUUACAGGUACUUGGUAUUGGCUGUACCACAUCCCCCAUAAAUAUGACGACAACCUGGACUGUCCGGUGAUCACGUAUGAUGCAAUCACUAAACAGUUCGCAAGAAUAACAACCUACGUGUAUGUCAAGAGCACGCGCACUCGCGAUCGACUGGUGGGAACUGUUGUGGACUGGAACACCAAAGGAUAUUACGACGUCUAUUAUGCGGAGCCUAGUUGUGUAGCAAAUUGUUCAGUGACUGAAAGUUUCACCCGAACUCCAGAUUACGCAAGAAUAUGGAGCGGCAGGUACCAUGUGCUUUCAGUUGACCACAACCGCUACGUCAUUUUUAAGUAUUGCUGCUCCACGGUGAACAAAUUAUUCAUUUACGUCGCGUUCAGAACUCCGAAUCCCGAUGCAGAAACUCUGGAUGAAGUGAAGGAAGAACUGAAGAAAAGUGGCUUGGAUUUCAAUCAGCUUGUGAAAUGGGAUACUAAUCACCAUUCAUGAACUUUGUGAGAAAUUUUCGUCACAGACAGAUGCGUAUGUGCACUGCAGCAACAGAUAUUCCUUUAUAAUAACUUUUCAAAAAUAUGGGUAAAAACCCUUUAAGUUUACAUAAUAACAGAUGAAAAAGGCAAAUAAAUAGAAAUAGCAAAGUUAACACAGAAUCACAUUUGUUGUAGGAUUCGUAACUCCUCAGGAAAUUUUCCAAUAUACCCGUAGAAUUCGAAAUGAACUACAGACGAAAGGGCCAGGCUUGAAAUGAUAUAAGAUAAUUUCAAUAAAAUUUGCAUGCCUGUUUCGAAAUGGAUCUUCCUGAUAAUUCUUCUACAAACAGAAUUAAGAAAGAGAUCCAAGCACAUGACUUGAAGUUUCAUUUCGCCAGCAUCAGAUUUUUAUUUUUCGAAAGUGAGCAAUUCCUGGGAGCUCUUUUACGUCGAAAUAUAUUAAAAUUCCUUGAUGAUCAAAUUCUGUUUCCAGCAUAAAGUAAAAAUUUUACACAAGAAAGCGAAAACCCUAGUACAGACGUUCAGAAACAGGAGCACCAAAAGCAAACACAACAAACAAGACCUAUACAUCUGAGCACAAAAGCCUUUCAAAUUACAUACCAAUAAGAGGACACUGACGUGUAGCGCUAAACAUCGCCGCACCGUUAACGAAAUUAAAAUUGCGAGACAAAUAUCUGCAUAUGUUCAACAGCGUUUAUCAUCUUCCCCCCCCCCACAAUUGAGUAAGGAAAUGACUACGUUUCCGAAAUGUUUUUUUUUUCAGAACAGUAGAAAAUGAACAAAGACCAAAAGACGAGCAAUCCUGAUUGUUAUACAACAACGUCAGGAACAUUUACAGUAAAGAUAUACUAUGUUUAUGUACAGACAUGAAGUGAUCCUGUUUUUCACUCUAUGUGAAAAAUCAUGAUCAUUUAAAAAAUGCAAAGAAAAAUUAUGUAAAGACAACACAUAAUCCUGUAUUGGAAAACAUUGCUUAAAACCUGAAACCGAAGUCAUUAU
Cryptotermes secundus is the source of this 2119-nucleotide messenger RNA. RefSeq lists its product as uncharacterized. NCBI's taxonomy places the organism in Eukaryota, Metazoa, Arthropoda, Insecta, Blattodea, Kalotermitidae. The transcript is spliced from 6 exons. The record is from RefSeq and is a predicted model, not a curated record. The coding region runs from base 528 to 1118 and encodes 196 amino acids.